AUGAGUUCAUUUUCCGUAAUGUGUGUCUUGGGAUUAAUAUUUAUGAUGGUGGGGAAUCAUGUUGUAUAUGCACAAGACUCACCAGCAGAUUACGUGAACGCCCACAAUGCAGCAAGAUCGCAGGUUGGUGUUCGGAAUAUUGUUUGGGACAACACAGUCGCUGCUUUUGCACAAAACUAUGCUAAUCAACGUAAAGAUUGUCGACUGAUCCACUCGGGUGGUGGUGGUCGUUACGGGGAGAAUCUCGCGAUGAGCACCGGAGGCUUGAGUGGCACAGACGCUGUGAGGUUGUGGGUUGAUGAGAAACGCGACUAUAAUUAUAAUAGUAAUUCAUGUGCUAAUGGUAAAGUGUGUGGCCAUUAUACUCAAGUUGUUUGGAGAAACUCAGCUCGUCUUGGAUGUGCGAAAGUUAGAUGUAAUAAUGGAGGAACAUUCGUUACUUGCAACUAUGAUCCACCUGGUAACUAUGUUGGCCAGAAGCCAUACUAA
This is a messenger RNA of Vicia faba (fava bean), 489 nucleotides long. The record is from the annotation of a GenBank genome assembly. Lineage: Eukaryota; Viridiplantae; Streptophyta; Magnoliopsida; Fabales; Fabaceae.